Glarea lozoyensis ATCC 20868 is the source of this 396-nucleotide messenger RNA. RefSeq lists its product as uncharacterized. The record is from RefSeq and is a predicted model, not a curated record. NCBI's taxonomy places the organism in Eukaryota, Fungi, Ascomycota, Leotiomycetes, Helotiales, Helotiaceae. The transcript has 3 exons. Bases 1 to 396 code for a protein of 131 amino acids.
AUGGCAACGCCCGCGUAUCAAAACGCAGAUGAGACUAGAAAGGCCGCCAUGAUUGAGCAGGCUAUCACCGCGACAAUGCACAAACGAUAUAUACAGGGAAAGUCUAAGGAGUAUCUUGAAAAGGAACUUGGAUUUGGUACUAAUGGGGGAAUGUUUGCGAUGGAAGAUGAUGGACAUCCGGCAUGGGAGGAUGAUGAUUCAGAUGCGAAUGAACAUGAUGAUCCAAACGAACAUCAUGAUCCAAAUGAUGAGGCGAAUCAAAGAGAGGACAAAGGGAAGGAGAUAGAGGAUGCUGAGUUCAAACGAACUCAAAUUGCAAUACUACAGGAAAUAAGCAAACUUAAGAUGAUAGCUCUUCUAGAAAAACUCACGAAGUCGAAGGGAAAAGAAGAUUAA